AUGGCAGAGCUUGAUGUAUCCCAAAUUAUCGUUUCAACGGUGGCAUCGUUCUGCGCUGGGUUAUCUCUCGUACUCUGGUUUGCCUUGGUUUGCGAUGGACAUCCGUCCCGACUUGUCUUACUCCGCCAAAACCCCUACGUUUUCUCACAGGCUGUGGUAGGAGCUCUGGUUUGGACUGGCCUCAUUGGGUCAGUGGCAUUGGCUGUUUUCCAGCCAGUCCUCCGAAGCGAUCCUUCAAGGCCUGCUCUGACAGUCGAGCUGGGAUUCCUUCUUCUUCUGCCACCGAUAAACGAGUUUCUCGGCCUUGUUAACCAACGUCUCCGGUCAACUCGUACUUUCAUCAUCUUUCCUAUCUCCAAAACUUUGCUACUGCUAACUUUCUUUCUCGACCAAAUACAACGCCGAAUUCGUCACAUUCUCUACGCAUCAAUUAUUUUACUCACGACUGCUGAGAUACUCUUUUUCGCGAUCCAGUACCAUCAGCUCUGGCGAAUUUGCGACCGGGUAAACACUUCGUACCCAAUAUCUUCUCGAAAUCCGGAUCUCUUCCAGAAUCAACCCUCCAAACAUCAACGGACUCUUAGGGCGGCAGCUUUAAGUGCCAUGGUUCUCUGGUUUCUGUCAGGUCUCAUCACAGUCAGCGCAUAUCUUGAACUCUUUCCUGGACCACAGCUAGCAACACCAUGCUAA
Messenger RNA from Aspergillus calidoustus, 690 nucleotides. Lineage: Eukaryota; Fungi; Ascomycota; Eurotiomycetes; Eurotiales; Aspergillaceae. The record is from the annotation of a GenBank genome assembly.